Aspergillus niger is the source of this 765-nucleotide messenger RNA. RefSeq lists its product as uncharacterized. The transcript has 2 exons. Bases 1 to 765 code for a protein of 254 amino acids. The record is from RefSeq and is a predicted model, not a curated record. NCBI's taxonomy places the organism in Eukaryota, Fungi, Ascomycota, Eurotiomycetes, Eurotiales, Aspergillaceae. Gene Ontology annotation, molecular function: DNA-binding transcription factor activity. Gene Ontology annotation, biological process: regulation of DNA-templated transcription.
AUGCAUCGGUCUUCCAAUUACUCAUACCAACAAACCUCGAGCUCGAGGAGCUCCAAUCAUGGAACCAGCAGCGCGUUCAGCCCCAAUGCCAACCCCAACGAGGACUGGACCAAGAUCUCAGACCUUGCAGAGCGUCGCCGGAUACAGAAUCGCAUUGCUCAGAGAAACUACCGCAAGAAGCUAAAGCGUCGCCUCGAAGACUUGGAGAAGAGAGCCGCAACUGCUUCGACAUCUCCAGAACGGUCACACGAGGGCUCGGAGUCGCCGAAGGCCGUGGUGCACACUGUCAAGUCCCGCACCAAACAGGCUCGCACAACCAAGUCUAGCUCAGAUGCAAACCGUCACACCUCCGCGCAACGAGGCUCUUCCUAUGACAGCCACUCCACCCAGGAAGAUCGCCUAUCGAUGUUUUCCCAGCAAUGCACCCGACAGCUCUCAGCCUCGCCGCCUCCCGUGUUCUCUUACCCCUCAUACUCCCACUUGGAAUCCUAUGGUCACCACUCGUACGGACAGCCACCUUCCUAUCACUCUCUCAACAACCACUACAAUGACCUCCCAUAUGGAGAGUACGGAACAACGCUGCCUUCGAUCCUGCCUGGUCCGAUACUCGGAUCGGGCGCAAAGAAGCACCACUCGUACGCCGAUGACGAGAUUGUCAGCCCCUUCAGUAUGAGCUAUGCAUCCAUGGCUGGCAUUGAUCUGGGCCCGACGCCGCAACACCUUCCAGAGCACAACAUUCCUGUACAUGCCCCUCUCUCUACGUGA